Talaromyces rugulosus is the source of this 699-nucleotide messenger RNA. RefSeq lists its product as uncharacterized. The coding region runs from base 1 to 699 and encodes 232 amino acids. The record is from RefSeq and is a predicted model, not a curated record. The transcript has a single exon. Lineage: Eukaryota; Fungi; Ascomycota; Eurotiomycetes; Eurotiales; Trichocomaceae.
AUGGAUUUGUCUACAAUCCCCUUCUUGGCCAAGGGCCAGGAGAGCACGGAUGAGGAGGAAAUGCCCUAUGAAGAAACGGCCACGCAGUCGCCUGCCUGUUUUACCAAACAGCGCCGGAAGCCAUGUAUAUACUUUACAGCCCUAAUGUUUAUCGUCGUUCUCGUACUGUUCGGAGUCAUAUCUAUCUUACGCCCCAACUCUGCCGCACCCGAUGUCUACAGACCAGAGACUCUCGGGGCCCUUAAUAUAUGCGAUUGCGGUUCCGCGGUCCACGAAGCACUCUCCAGAAACUGCGUAUAUGACACGCUCGCCACCGCAUGGCUGCCCCCGCACUGUCGAGACGAUGAGCUUACUGCGGAAUUCAAGCGUUCAGGUCCUGGAGCAGACGGUUCCUGGCCUUAUUUUGCCGACCCGGAGGGGAAGAUCCCUGUGAACAAGUCUCACAUUGCUGCACUUGGUGAAACGAAUGGGAUGUUUUGGGCAAUGAGAGAGUGGCAUGUUGCGCAUUGCCUCUUUUACUGGCAAAAGUACAUACGUAUGAGAGACACGGGAGUAGUGAUGGAGCGGAGGUUUGACCAAAUUGCGCAUGUGAAGCAUUGUGGACGUUUGGCGAUGCAUGAGCACAAUCAUUCAAUGUUAAUCGAGGUCAAUGUGGUGAUGAAUUCGGAUAUCGAUCAUGGCGAUGAGCCCGGUCCCUGA